AUGAAAUUCUACAUCUUGUUGGCGCUAGUGGUUGUUGCUCUUCUCACCUAUUCCGAAGCUCGUGAUCGACGAAAUAUCGGACAAGGAGCUGGGUACAAUCAAGGUAUCGGUGGCGGAGCUCAACCAAACUGGAACAACAACAACGGAUACAACAAUGGAAUCGGAGGCGGAGCACAGCCAAACUACAACAAUAACAACAACUACAAUGCAUAUGGAAGCUCCGGCCACCAGAAGGGACACGGACAAAAACACGGAAAACAUCACGGAAAACGUCACAUUCACCAUGGGCUCGGUUGCAACUUUAAUCAAUUCCCUGUUCGUUGUGAUCCCACAAACAAAUGCUAUACCAUUUUUCAUCGUGAUGGAUCUGUGCAGCGAAAGGGAUGCUCGAGAUUUGGAUGUAGUCAAGAAGCUUCCGGACAACCAUGCCAAGACUGUACGAACAAUGAAUGCAACAAAGACCACCGUUACAGCGCAGGCAAUUUUGGAGCUAUGAAUGAACCAGUGAAUCCUUAUGGUGGAACAAACAUUGGAGGUGGCGCUGUUCCAAAUCAUGGUCAUCGUCAUCGAUCUGGCUCGGCACUCGAAAUUCUCUCAUCAAUGAUUCUCAUCUUUCUAUCUCAAUUUCUC
This is a messenger RNA of Mesorhabditis belari, 630 nucleotides long. NCBI's taxonomy places the organism in Eukaryota, Metazoa, Nematoda, Chromadorea, Rhabditida, Rhabditidae. The record is from the annotation of a GenBank genome assembly.